This is a messenger RNA of Mercenaria mercenaria, 2694 nucleotides long. RefSeq lists its product as uncharacterized. The transcript has 16 exons. NCBI's taxonomy places the organism in Eukaryota, Metazoa, Mollusca, Bivalvia, Venerida, Veneridae. Gene Ontology annotation, biological process: carbohydrate metabolic process. The record is from RefSeq and is a predicted model, not a curated record. The coding region runs from base 1 to 2583 and encodes 860 amino acids. Gene Ontology annotation, molecular function: hydrolase activity, hydrolyzing O-glycosyl compounds.
AUGGCGGCACUACACGAAAAGUCGAAACAAGUAGCUGUUACCGACAAAGUUGGGAAUGUGUAUUCCGUGCGCAGCAUUGUUCCAGUGAAAAAGAAGUUUACUGUUCCAUUUUCGCUGCUGUAUACUGGCGACACAAGGCCAGGGGGAACAUGUUCUUCUCUUAGUUUACCAGAAGCUACUACCGAGUCGACAACACUUGGCACAUAUUCUCCAUUGUCCUACUCGUUCGGUGCUACUGUUCUACGAUCAUGGCCGGACAAUGGAGGCACACGUAUCGAAGCAUUGUGUACAUUUGCAGUGAACAAAAAGUACAAACCAAAGAAGAAACAUUUUAUCAUAGACUUUGGAACGAAAGUAACCAAAUUUGAGAACUGGGAAGGAAAACAAGUGGAGUCAGAGGGUGACAGUGGUGUUUGGUUUCAUAUGAAAAAUAUUCACUGGCUUGAGACACCAAGUCUCGAGUUCUUUUUUCAAGCAACAUACAACGGAAACGAACAGCCUAGCAUACUCUGCAGCAGUGAUUUACCAGAAUAUAUAACUACAACACAAGCACCUGUUACGACCACUGAAGCACCUGUAACGACCACUGAAGCACCUGUUAAGACCACUGAAGCACCUGUAACGACCACUGAAGCACCUGCUACGACCACUGAAGCACCUGCCACAUCUACCGAAAAACCUGUAGAAACCACCGAAAUAGGUACCACGUUUGGACCCCUCCCUGCACUUCAGUACAAAUUCCCAGCUAAAAUAAAGUCUUCGUGGAAUGUUAGUGAAGGUGUCCGUACUUCAGCAGUGUGCGUCUUCUCUGUGGAUAAUACUUACGAACCAGAAACAAACUACUUUCUCAUUGAUUUUGGCAUACUCGUUCAAAAUUUUGAGAACUGGGUUGGUAAAAAGAUACAACCUACGGGCAAUUCAGGCCGUAAAUUCUACAUGUCAAACCUACACUGGAUACAUCCACAGAAGCUAGAGGUCUACUUUCAAGCAACUUACCCAGCAGAUAAGUCUCCGAUAAUAAAAUGCAGCAGUAAUUUACCCCCGUUGGUUAAAACAACACAAGUACCAAUCACAACAACUAAAUCACCAACAACCACAUCCCAAGUGCAAGUUACAACAACAAAGUCUCCAGCUACCACAACCCAGGUGCCAGUGACCACAACCCAGUCUCCAACUACCUCAAAUAAACCACCAGUUACUACAACACAAGCACCAGGUACAACAACAACCACUUCUAGAGAAACUACACAACCACAAGAUGGAAGUUUUAACUACAAUGAAGUUAUAAAGAAGUCUAUAUGGUUUUAUCGCGCCCAGCGUUCUGGUGACCUUCCAGAAGUAGAAAAUGAUCCUGUGCCAUGGAGGGGCGACAGCGCACUCUAUGAUGGAAAGGACUUAGGCCUUGACCUAACCGGAGGAUGGUAUGAUGCUGGUGACUGGGUGAAAUUUAAUCUUCCAAUCUCGUCGUCAGUAGCAGUUUUAGGCUGGGGUCUCGUACGAUGGGAAGAUGCAUACAGGACAGCGGGCCAGUAUAGAACUAUGUUAGACUGUAUAAAAUGGCCACUUGACUUCUUUCUUAAGUGUUGGAGGGAAGACGACCAAGUCUUGUAUGGACAGGUUGGUAAUGGUGGAAUCGAUCACUCAAAAAUGAUGCGACCGGAAGACAUGACUGAGUCAAAUAUGCCACGUCCGUCUUACAAAGUGACGUCAUCCCGAGGUGGAAGUGAUUUAGCUGGUUCUAUGGUGGCAGCGUUUGCUGUUGGAGCUAUGGCAUUCAAAGAAACAGACAAAAGUUAUUCAGAAGAACUUCUGGCUGCUGCUGAGUCUUUGUAUGUAUUUGCUGAUACCUAUAGAGCACUUUACACGGACGAAAUAAGCGACGCAGGUGGUUAUUACAGGUCCAGCGGAUAUAAAGACGAACUAGUGUAUGCAGCCGCCAUGUUGUACAAAGCAACCGGGAAUGAAAAAUAUUUGCAGGAUGCUGAGGCUAAAUAUGACCAGUUCGGGUUUGAGUAUAAAACACCCUGGGCAUUUGACUGGGACGACAAACUAAUAGCCGCAAAGAUAUUGCUGUUUGAAGCAACAGGCAAAGCCCGUUACAGCCGAGAUAUAAAGAACUUUUUGAAGGAAUGGGGCCCAACUGGAAGUGUGCAGUACACAGAUGGCGGACUGGCUUGGCGAUCACAGUGGGGUUCUCUUAGAUACACGGCAAACGUGGCGUUCAUUUCACUGAUGGCAGCUGACCUCGGUAUCGACGCUGAUAAAAAUGAAGCCUGGGCUGAAGGUCAGAUAGAUUACAUGCUAGGUGAUAACCCAAGGAGCUCUAGUUAUGUUGUUGGCUUCGGAAAUAAUCCACCGAAACAACCUCAUCAUAAAUCAAGUACUUGCCAGCCGAAACCUGCAAAAUGCGACUGGGGUGUAUUUUCGAAUACAGGAAUUGACAAUGCUCACGUGCUGUAUGGCGCACUUGUGGGAGGGCCAGAUACCUCAGAUAAUUAUAAGGAUGACAGAACUGAUUACAUCAUGGCGGAAGUGACAUGUGAUUAUAAUGCUGGCUUUCAGUCCGCUGUUGCAGGUAAUUGAUAAUUGUGCAUGUCUUUUAUUAACACAAGCUUUUAAAAUAUAUAUAUAAACACAUUUUCAGCUUGAUGUUGACUAUAUAUCUCAUCAGAUAUUUCAAUUCUGACUGGUGGC